Molecule: messenger RNA, 765 nt
Organism: Acanthisitta chloris (rifleman)
Lineage: Eukaryota; Metazoa; Chordata; Aves; Passeriformes; Acanthisittidae
Gene: OTOA
Product: otoancorin
Exons: 6
Coding region: 1-765 (254 amino acids)
Biological process (GO): cell-matrix adhesion
Cellular component (GO): cell surface
Source: RefSeq, a predicted model, not a curated record
AUGUCCAGACUUCUGAAGAUGUCCAUACAAAAUUACCUGAAGAACCUUUUAUACCAGCCUAGGCAACUACUGGCUGAAUUUCAACAGCUUGAUCAGCAGCAGUUCCAAACUGCCAUGAAGUACCUUUUCAGCAGCAGGAAGGAGCAUCUUGAAAUGGGAAACAUUUUUCUUGAUUGGGACAACACCAGAGAGAGGAUUUUUCAAAGCCCAGGAGUAAACAGGACCUUGUUCCUUAUAACACUGGAUAAAUGCUUUCUGGUUCUGAAUGCUUUGGACUGUGUGGAUAUCCUAAGCCAGGUUUUGCAUGUGUCAGCAGUGAACUAUCUCCAACCUGAUGUUGUUGGGAGUCUCCCAAACAUUCUGCUGGAGGAUGCUUUCAGAAACUUAUCAGCAGUGUUCAAGGACCUCUACGACAAAACCUCAGCAAAUACUCAGAGAGCUCUGUAUGGCUGGAUGAAGCAGAUUCUGAAAAACUCCCAUAACAUCAGUGAGUUCAAUGAAUCAACUUCUUGGGUCAGUGCAGAAAGCUUAUGGAUUUUGGGAAGAUACAUGGUCCAUCUCCCAUUAGAAGAAAUUCUGAAAAUUAGUCUCAAUGAAAUCAGACUAUUCAUUAGCUAUGACAACGCGACAAAGCAGUUGGACACAGUGUAUGAUAUCACAGCGGAGCUCGCACAGGCUUUCCUGGGAAGGAUAAACUUGUCAGGAUUUGAUAUGAGAAACACUUCGACUAUCUACAGGCAAGACUGCUUUGGUUUUCUUUUAUAG